AUGGGUCGUUUUAUGACUGCGUGGAGGGAGAAGAGGUACAACUACAUCCUCCUUGGCGAUUAUGAUUACAAAUACCUGUGCAUGCCGGUGUGGCCCUUCAAGGCGGGCAAGCGCGACCCCCCCACCUUCUUCGCCACCGACGCGUGGCUCGGCAUCCUCACAGCCAUGGUGAUGGGCCUGCAGCACGCCAUGGCAAUGGUCGGCGGACUCAUCACGGACCUGGAAACCCUGGCACGCGUCAGUGGCAGGCCGUAUGAGGCGGAGAACUACACCUUCCCCACUCAGUCGCAGCUGGACGAGGAGGAGGAUGGGCCCGAUCUGGGCGAGGAGGAGGAGGUGGAGGUCCUGACCGGGGAGGAGGAGGACGAGCUGGACUCCAUCGCCGCCGCCCUGUCCAGCUGA
Messenger RNA from Auxenochlorella protothecoides, 402 nucleotides. Its product is annotated as Putative purine permease. NCBI's taxonomy places the organism in Eukaryota, Viridiplantae, Chlorophyta, Trebouxiophyceae, Chlorellales, Chlorellaceae. The transcript has 4 exons. Bases 1 to 402 code for a protein of 133 amino acids. The record is from RefSeq and is a predicted model, not a curated record.